AUGGGGGAGGACGAUGAGUUGUUUUGUUGUGAGAGAAAGGCGAAAGCGACGGGUUGUGGGAGGAAGGUGAAGGCUGGAGUCUGGGUGACGCCGCUGCGAUGGAGAUUCUCUUCCAGUCCACCACCAUUGCUCAUCAGGAAAAAAUCCAAAUUCAGUCCAAAACAACAGCCCAAAAAAAGAGUCUCCUUUUCCUUUAUUUGGGGCUUCUUAGAGGCAGAGGGGCUUGAACAGCACAACAUGUCUCAGACAAAUUGGGAAGCUGAUAAAAUGCUGGAUGUCUACAUCCAUGAUUAUUUAGUGAAGAGAGACUUGAAGGCCUCUGCUCAGGCUUUCCAAGCUGAAGGAAAAGUAUCGGCUGACCCUGUUGCUAUCGAUGCUCCUGGUGGUUUUCUCUUUGAAUGGUGGUCUGUGUUUUGGGAUAUAUUCAUCGCCAGGACAAAUGAGAAGCACUCUGAGGUUGCUGCGUCAUACAUUGAGUCUCAGCUAAUUAAGACGAGGGAGCAGCAGCAACAACAACAAUCUCAUCAACCACAGCAUCCACAGCAACUGCAGAUGCAGCAGCUGUUAUUGCAAAGGCAGGCUCAGCAGCAGCAGCAGCAGCAGCAGCAGCAACAACAGCAGCAGCGGCGGGACAGCAGCCACCUCCCGAAUGGCUCGGCUAAUGGUAUUAUUGGCAAUGAGCCUCUUACAAGACAGAAUCCUGGAACUGCCAAUGCACUGGCAACACAGAUGUACGAGGAAAAGUUGAAGCUGCCUGUUCAGAGGGAUUCUUUAGAUGAUGCAGCUAUGAAGCAAAGGUUUGGUGACAAUGUUGGCCAGCUUUUUGAUCCCAACCAUGCUUCUAUUUUGAAAUCAGCAUCAGCAACUGGACCACACUCUCGGCAAGUUUUGCAUGGUGCGACUGGUGGUAUGUCUCCCCAAGUUCAAGCUCGGAGCCAGCAAUUUCCAGGGCCUACACCAGACGUGAAGACUGAAAUGAAUUCAAUAAUGAACCCCAGAGCUGCUGGCCCUGAAGGAUCAUUAAUUGGGAUCCCUGGGUCAAAUCAAGGUGGCAACAAUUUGACAUUGAAAGGAUGGCCGCUAACUGGUCUCAAUCAGCUUCGCUCUGGACUUAUUCAGCAGCAAAAGUCGUUCAUUCAGGGUCCCCAGCCCUUUCACCAACUACAGAUGCUAACACCCCAGCAUCAGCAGCAGAUGAUGCUUGCGCAGCAGAAUUUGACUUCUCCAUCUGCUAGUGACAUGGAGAGCAGAAGGCUGAGGAUGCUUCUUAAUAACCCAAGUAUGUCUAUGGGGAAGGAUGGCCUUUCGAAUUCAGUUGGGGAUGUAGUUCCUAAUAUGGGAUCACCCGUGCAAGCUGGUGGCCCUGUUUUGCCUCGUGCAGAUCAUGAAAUGUUAUUAAAGGCUUCAAAAAACCAGACUGGAAGAAAAAGGAAACAAGCCGUGUCAUCUUCAGGACCUGCCAAUAGCUCUGGAACUGCAAACACGGCUGGGCCAUCUCCAGGUUCCCAACCUUCAACACCCUCGACUCAUACUCCAGGAGAUGUGAUGUCAAUGCCUGCUUUGCCACUUACUGGCAGUUCUUCAAAGCCUCUUAUGAUGUUUGGAGCUGACAACGCGGGUACUCUUACAUCAUCAAAUCAAUUGUGGGAUGAUAAAGAUCUUGUACAAUCUGAUAUGGUGGAUCGCUUUGUGGAUGAUGUUGAAGAUAAUGUUGAGUCUUUUUUGUCUCACGAUGAUGGAGACCCCCGAGAAGCAGUUGGUCGUUGCAUGGAUGUUAGCAAAGGGUUGUUUACAGAAGUGAGCUCUGUUCGUGCCAGUGCUAACAAAGUUGUGUGUUGCCACUUCUCAUCAGAUGGCAAGCUGCUUGCUACUGGUGGCCAUGACAAAAAGGGUGUUUUGUGGUAUACUGAAAGUUUGAAGCAAAAAACUACACUUGAAGAACACUCAUCGUUUAUUACUGAUGUUCGCUUUAGUCCAAGCAUGGCACGCCUUGCAACAUCAUCUUUUGACAAAACUGUCAGAGUUUGGGACGCCGACAAUCCGGGCUAUUCACUUCGUACCUUUACUGGACAUUCCUCCGGUGUGAUGUCACUGGAUUUUCAUCCUAACAAAGAAGAUCUCAUCUGCUCAUGUGACAGUGAUGGCGAGAUAAGAUUCUGGAGUAUUAACAAUGGUAGCUGUACUAGAGUUUCCAAGGGUGGCACUGCUCAGGUCAGAUUUCAACCUCGUCUGGGAAGGUAUCUUGCUGCAGCUGCUGAAAAUAUUGUGUAUAUAUUGGAUGCGGAGACAUUGGCUCAUCGAUAUUCAAUGAAGGGUCACACAAAAUCGAUUCAUUCUGUUUGCUGGGAUCCUUCUGGCGAUCUCUUGGCAUCCGUCAGUGAGGAUUCAGUGCGAGUCUGGACUCUGAGAUCCGGGAGUGAAAGUGAUUGUCUGCACGAGCUUAGUUGUAAUGGCAACAAAUUCCACUCCUGUGUUUUCCAUCCUACAUAUCCUUCACUGCUGGUUAUUGGCUGUUACCAGGCAAUGGAGCUUUGGAACAUGUUGGAGAAGAAGACGAUGACCCUUUCAGCUCACGAAGGAAUGAUCGCUUCUUUGGCUGCAUCAACAGCCUCGGGUCUCGUAGCUUCUGCUAGUCACGACAAAAUUGUUAAGCUCUGGAAAUGA
Molecule: messenger RNA, 2664 nt
Organism: Fraxinus pennsylvanica
Lineage: Eukaryota; Viridiplantae; Streptophyta; Magnoliopsida; Lamiales; Oleaceae
Source: the annotation of a GenBank genome assembly